Selaginella moellendorffii is the source of this 2101-nucleotide messenger RNA. RefSeq names its product methyltransferase-like protein 7A. Gene Ontology annotation, molecular function: S-adenosylmethionine-dependent methyltransferase activity. NCBI's taxonomy places the organism in Eukaryota, Viridiplantae, Streptophyta, Lycopodiopsida, Selaginellales, Selaginellaceae. The transcript has 6 exons. The record is from RefSeq and is a predicted model, not a curated record. Bases 386 to 1384 code for a protein of 332 amino acids.
AGCUCUAAUACAAGGUCGUCUUCCCCAUUGUCUACAAGCCUAAGCAUGAGAGCGUUCCAGGACACCGAACACCUUCCAAGCACUACCGUAUUUAAUCGAUGUGUUCUCCAUGAUAAAUCAUCAAUCCCCAGAUCUUCCUAACGCCUUGCAGAUUGCAGCCAAAGUAGCGAUGGAACUCAAGAAUUUGGCAGCAGCCCACGAGUCUCCAUGCGACCACUGCCGCUUCAUCCCCUCCAUUCUCUGGGCAUUCUCUCCACAAACCUCAAAGCGAUGAUCUUAAAGAUACCAUUAUUUAGUCAUAGUUUGAAAGAGAGGAGAGCGUGUAGGUUUUCUGCGCUCGCAUAGGAACACGAGUAAGGAUUCAAGGACCAUCGACGUCAAGGCCAUGAGCACAGUGGUGGAUUUCAAGCCUCCGUCGGCCUGGAGGCGGCCACAAGAUGGAAGCAAAUGCGGGUUCAAGCACAAGGCCAUGGUGAGGUUCCUGGCACUCACGAGACGACGGCUUUGCGUGCUGGGUUUGCACAGCACCAUGGAUUGCACAGCUCCUCAAAGUGGGUCUUCAGGAGAUCUGGAGGGCAGCAGCAACUGUGAUUGCUGGUGCGGAUGUGGGAGGAGGCAAGUGCUUGCAUCAAUCCUGGGAACAUCGCUAGCAACGAGUGAGGCUGGACUACAUGCAGGUGGCCUUGACGAUGGCUAUCUACAAACGCUGAGAGCAGUCCAUCCGAAAAGACCUGACUGGUACGAGGAGUUCUACGCACAAAGCAUAAAAUGUGGAAUGGUGGCUUACGAGGCUGAGGCGGCGAAGUACAAAGAGAAACUGUUCGAGAGCCUGAGACAAAGAUCGGCUGCCACCACUGUUUUGGAGCUCGGUGUCGGCACGGGUCCAAAUCUCAAGUAUUACGCGAGAUCAGGGAGCGGCAUGAGUGUCAUUGGGAUCGAUCCCAACGAAAAAAUGGAGAAGUACGCUCGAGCUGCUGCAGCCGAUGCCGGGCUAUCGAAUUCCCAGUUCAAGUUUAUCCAUGCCGUUGGAGAGCAAAUACCCCUCGCCACUUCGACCGUAGAUUCGGUCAUCUCAACUCUGGUGCUGUGCUCGGUGAAGGAUCUAAAUUCAACUCUCCAAGAAGUGAAGCGAGUCCUCAAGCCCGGAGCUACGUUCUACUUCCUGGAGCACGUUGCGGCUCAAGGAAGCAGCGUGAGAUUCUGGCAAAACGUUCUCGACCCCGUCCAACAGUUCGUCGCCGAUGGCUGCCACCUCACCCGUGACACUCUCUCCGGCAUCCAGUCCGCCAGCUUCGCGAGCGUCGCGGCGGACCGAAUCAACAUCAGCAGCGCCUUCCUGAUCUCGCCGCAUGUCAUAGGGACCGCGCAAUCUUCACGGUUGUAACAACAAAAAUUUGAUCCUCGGUGGAAAAAUGGAAUCACGACCAUUCAAAGAGCUGCAGCUCAGAGCGGCGUGCCAGGAAAACAAUUUCGAGGUAAAGUCUCCAUCCACCUACUUACAUCGUCCUUCGCAUUUAAGCUCGCGGCCACCGCGAGUUUUAGAGAGAGCGAGCGAGCGAGUGAGAGAUCAUAGAGUGAGCGAGCGAGCGAGCGAGCGAGAUUAAACUCGAGGAGGGAAAAGAGCGAGCGAGCACAAAUGGCUAAUGCUUUUGGAUUCCUUCUCUCGUGCGUCGUGCUUCUAUCAGCAUCCUUGUUUGUUUGCACAGAGGCGCGCUCCAGAGUUUUGUGCGCGCGCUCGCAUCCUUGCUGCGGGAUCUUUUCACCUGCCGGUUGCUUUGGGCCGCGAAGAGCUCUCGACUGCGAAUGCCCGGGUCCGAUCGUUCGCCCACAUCCUCCUCGUCCAGCCUCGGGCCCGGGCGCUGCUCACGGCCCAAAGCCACCACCAAAAUUCCCUCCAUUCCCGUUCCCAUGGUUUCCUCCAUUUCCAUUUCCCUUCAGGUUCCCACCAUUUCCAAGACAUGCUCCACCACCACUGCCUAAUGUUCGUCCUCCACGUAACUAAAUUACUACCACCAUAGUCGCCACCUUUUAGUUCCACGUAACUAUAGAUCCGCCACCUAGAAGUUUUCACACAAAAAUUAAUAAAAGGGGAUGUUUUUUC